UUACAAAUCUAUAAAUUGAUUUGUGAUUAUUUGAAUGCAAUAGCCGUGUUGAAAGAAAAACACAUUCGGCCAUAUAUAAAUUUCCAUGAAAUUAUGCCAGAAAAAAACUUUGAUAAACUUUACGAAAAUCCUCACGUCACACAUUCGAAUCGUCUCACACAUAAACACAGAGAAACUUGUUCGAAAAAUUUCGAAUGUAAUAAAAUGAGUCAAAGCAAGCAAAACAGUUCCGGCGAAAAUAGCACGGAUGAUUCGACGAUAAAAUCAUCAUUGUCAAAAAUGACAACUGAAGAAGCUAUCGAAUACUUGGGCGAAAAAUAUGCUACUCGUUUUACGAUGAAUGAUCCAUUGUUCGUUGAGGCUGUUAAUCGUCAAAUUUCCGUUCCGCCAAUAGAGAUAAACUACAUUGGUCGAAUCAAACGAUACAGAAAUAACCCAAAUCACAAUUACAAUCGAAGGGAUUAUAAUCGUUAAUAUUUUAUUCUAUAAAUUCAUUUCUUUAUAUUC
This is a messenger RNA of Dermatophagoides pteronyssinus (European house dust mite), 507 nucleotides long. Its product is annotated as solute carrier family 22 member 2-like. Gene Ontology annotation, biological process: transmembrane transport. Gene Ontology annotation, molecular function: transmembrane transporter activity. Lineage: Eukaryota; Metazoa; Arthropoda; Arachnida; Sarcoptiformes; Pyroglyphidae. The record is from RefSeq and is a predicted model, not a curated record.